This is a messenger RNA of Sphenostylis stenocarpa, 2160 nucleotides long. The record is from the annotation of a GenBank genome assembly. NCBI's taxonomy places the organism in Eukaryota, Viridiplantae, Streptophyta, Magnoliopsida, Fabales, Fabaceae.
AUGGCUGUGUCCAACGGCGUCGAAGCAGUGUUAGAGUUUCUACGGAAGAAUGGCUUGUCGGAAGCGGAGUCCGCGCUCCGAGAAGACAUCAUCGAGAACACCGACCUCGGAAACUUCGACUACGAGAAGUUCUUCUUCCCUAUGGUCCCGCCGCCGCCGCCGGUCAGAGUCCGAUCCUUCUCCCGGCCGUCCGAGCUCGCCGCCUCGGACGACGACUGCUCCAAAUCCAGCUGCGACGAGUUCGUCACCAUCGGUUCUUCCACUUCUCGUGUCUCUUCUUCAGAAUUCGUAAAUCCAUAUGGAAUCCGUUCCUCCUCUCAGACUCAGAAUGAUUCCGAGUCUUCUUCUGAAAGAUUAUCUCAGUUUGGCACCGCACGUGAUUAUCACGAUUUUGAUAUGCAAAACGAACCGUAUUGGUACAAUGAAAAAGAUGAUGACUAUUUCAUGACUCCUAGUUUUGAAGGGCCCGAUUUCUUUGCGUGUCAGAGUGAAGAUAAGUUUGUCAUGACAGCAGAAACGGAAAAGCAACGUGACAAUUCUCUGCACCUUGGCUACAACCAUGAAGAAUUUCAACUAAAGGGGAAUAGUAAUGGUGAUUACAUGGACAAGACAUGCCUCUAUAAUCAUUCCUCUGUAGGAGAUGGAACUGUGAAUUAUUCAAAAGGGUAUUGCCAUGUUGAUAACGAGGACCGGUUUGAAGGGGAAUUAGAGAGCAAGGCUGAGAAACGCACUGUUGCUUGUAGUUGUGAAGUUCCAUUUUGCAAAAGCAGUCCUGGUUCGGGAGGUUCUUGCAGUUUGGAUCCUACAAACUUCGGCUACCCUAACUUGAAGGAAAUCCAUCUGAACGAUUUUCAUUUGAAGGUUGUUGGGGACAUUAACUCUUUUGAUUCUACUUCAAAGCUAACUCUGAAUCAAAGUUUUGACUGCUAUACUAAAACCGAUCACAAUAAGAAGUACAAGGGUCCCUAUGACUUAACUAUCAAAGUUAAGGAUAAAAAUAUACCAAAUGGACAUGACACCUAUGAAGCACAAAUUGGUGGAGAAUUAGCUGAAGACUGCCAAGAUCCAGAACUAGCUGCAGAUGGAGAGGAUACAACUGAUGAUGAGCUCUUGAAGUAUACUCAAGAGGAAGAAUACGAAGUAUUUGAUCUGAGAAUUAUACAUAGAAAGAACAGGACUGGAUUUGAAGAAAACAAGGAACUUCCCAUUGUGCUAAAUACAGUCUUGGCUGGAAGGUAUUAUGUAACAGAGUAUCUUGGUUCAGCUGCCUUCAGUAGGGUUGUUCAGGCACAUGAUCUUCAGACAGGAAUAGAUGUUUGUUUGAAGAUUAUUAAAAAUGACAAAGACUUUUUUGAUCAAAGCUUAGAUGAAAUCAAGCUUCUGAAACUUGUCAAUAAGCAUGAUCCAGCAGACAAACAUCACAUUUUGCGCCUUUAUGACUAUUUCUAUCAUCAGGAGCAUUUAUUCAUUGUAACUGAACUUCUUCGAGCAAACUUGUAUGAAUUUCAAAAAUUCAACCAAGAAUCUGGAGGGGAAGCAUAUUUUACACUAAAGAGAUUGCAGUUCAUUACUCGUCAGUGCUUGGAAGCAUUGCAAUACUUGCAUAGCUUGGGAAUUGUUCACUGUGACCUGAAGCCGGAAAACAUUUUAAUCAAAAGUUACAAAAGAUGUGAAAUAAAGGUUAUUGAUCUUGGAAGUAGUUGCUUCCAAACAGACAAUCUGUGCCUAUAUGUACAGUCCAGAUCCUAUAGAGCUCCUGAAGUGAUGUUAGGCCUUCAAUAUGAUGAAAAGAUUGAUAUAUGGUCUCUUGGCUGCAUCUUGGCAGAACUAUGCUCUGGUGAAGUGUUGUUUCCUAAUGAUGCAGUUGUGAUGAUCCUGGCACGCAUAAUUGGAAUGUUUGGUUCUAUUGAUAUGGAAAUGUUGGUGAAAGGACAAGAAACUCACAAGUACUUCACUAAAGAAUAUGAUAUUUAUUAUGUAAAUGAGGAGACUGAUCAACUGGAGUACUUAAUUCCAGAAGAGUCAACGUUGGAGCAGCACCUACAGGUUACUGAUACUAUGUUCAUCAACUUUCUCAGAUACUUACUCUGCAUCAACCCCAAAAGAAGGCCUACUGCCAGACAGGCACUAAAGCAUCCAUGGCUUUCCUUUGUUUACUAG